Molecule: messenger RNA, 4167 nt
Organism: Dufourea novaeangliae
Lineage: Eukaryota; Metazoa; Arthropoda; Insecta; Hymenoptera; Halictidae
Product: claspin-like
Exons: 2
Source: RefSeq, a predicted model, not a curated record
GAUCUUGUUUUAAUUGAUGGAGACGCGAGACAAGUUGCUGAAAAUAUGGAAAAAAAGAAAGAAAAUGCAAUAUUCGAUUACGAUUCUGAUGACACCGUUCUACUAAAAGCACAACGAGAUUCUUUGAAGAGAAAAGAAGAAGAAAAACUAGAUAUACCACAGGAUGAUAAUAAACAUACACCUGCAAAAGUAAAGAGUAACCGAAAAUCUAAACAGCAAGAAGAAAUUCAGAAGAAAGCAAAUGCAGUGAAUGAUUCAAUAGAUGCGGUUCAAGAUCCAGAACAUAUUAAUAAAUGUACAGAAGAAACAGAAACUGGUGAAAGUAUAUAUAGGAAAAAAUCUGUAACAGAAGACACUUCAUUUAACAAAUUAAGAGGAAACGAAAGUUGGACAGCAAUGACUCAAGAAAAUUUGGACAAAUCAACUAUUGAUUCACCACUUAAAGAAACUGAAUUAUAUAAAUACAUGGCAACAAAACGGAAAUCUAAUAAAUCUUUUAAAGAUCUAGACAGUGAAAUUGAAGAAUGUAAUGAAUCUGAAGCUGUCAGGGGAAGUAAAUCGUUAAAUAAAUCAUCCGUAGAUUCAUCAUUGAACAAAGGCAAAUCAUCUGAAGACAUGUCGAAGAAACGAAAAUCAUUUAGUACACCCGUUGAGGAGGUAGAUAGUGAAAAUGAAGGAUCUGAUGAAUCUGAAGCCAUGAAGGGAAGGAAAUCAUUAAGUAAAUCAUCCGUAGAUUCAUCAUUGAACAAAAGCAAAUUAUCUGAAGACAUGUCGAAGAAACGAAAAUCAUUUAGUACACCCGCUGAGGAGGUAGAUAGUGAAAGUGAUGGAUUUGAUGAAUCUGAAGCCAUGGAGAGAAGGAAAUCAUUAAGUAAAUCAUGCAUAGAUUCAUCAUUGAAGAAAAGCAAAUUAUCUGAAGACAUGUCAAAGAAACGAAAAUCAUUUAGCACAGCCGUUGAGGAGGUAGAUAGUGAAAGUGAAGGAUCUGAUGAAUCUGAAACCAUGAAGGGAAGGAAAUUUUGGAAGAAAUCGCCUACUGAAUCAUCAUUAAAUUCAAGUGGCUCUGACAAAUCAGAUAAAAGUAUAGAUUCUGAUAUUGAAAGGGAAUAUAAUCUUCAUGGCAAAGAAGUUUCUAAAUUUUCUGAUGAUGACGUACCGGGAGAUGAAUGUAGAGCAUCAGAAACGGAAUCCUCAGAUCCUGAUGAUCAUGGAUCAGAUCUUCAAGACUUUGUAGUUGAUGAUGACGAUGUUUCUGAAGAGAACGAGGAGGAAGAUCAGAGUAAUAAUGAAGUAGAUAAUGAGAAUGAUGUAAAAGAUCAAGAAACUAAUGAAGAAUCCAUAGAUGAUCAACUUGAAAAAGUGCAAAUGAAAGAAAAAACCGAUGGUAUAGCAACUGAAGAAAACAAAGUACAAAAUGAAAUUGUGAAAGAAAAUGUUGAAACAGUCUUGAAUAAAUCCUCAAAUAUCUGUAAUAAAGAAGAAAAUAAAUUAAGACACUCUGGAAAUUUAGAUUUAUCUCAAAUAUCUGAAGAUGGUAAGAAAGUUGGGAAGAUUUCUCAGAUUUAUCUGUCUGAGAUAGAUGAGGAUGAAGAAAAAUGUGAUUUACUUAAUGAAUUUUUCUCGAGAUCUCCUCAAAUGAAAAAUUCAAGACCUAAGAUGCAAAAACUUAGCCGAUCAAUGGAAUGCAGUACCCCUAAACUUAAUUCACUUAAACGAGAUCAAUUUCAUGUAAGUUUAGAAAGUACUAUUCAAAAAGUGUCUGAUAAUACCUGUGAAUUUGAAGGAGAUAUCUAUUCAAGUACAGAAAGAGAUAAAGCGACGAUAUUGAAAUUGAAAACCAGUUUGAAAAAAUCAAAUAAUACAAAAGAUACAGAAAGUUUGUUGCAUGGUUUUCCGGCCUUAAUUAACGAACAUGCUCAAAAAACAAAUCUUUCAAGACCAAUGUCUUCUAAAGUAAUAGAAUUAAAUAGAACGACUUCAGUUCCAUGGAGUGAAUCACCUACUGUAAGACACUUAAGAAAAGAAAAAUUGAACGAGAGUCUACCAGUAUUGAAAUUAAAUAGUAACCUUAGAAAAUCAAUAAGUAACAGUAAAAGUAAUGAACAAUGUGACACAUUAAAAGAAACUACAAAUGUUGAGCUAAAUGUAAAACCAGCUCAAGAAAUGAAUGAGUCAUUAAAAAACAAAUUACUGAAAGUAGCUGAGAAUAUAUUAGAAACUGAUUGUCAAAAGAAAGAAAAGAAACGAAAAAAACGAAAGGUAAACAAAACUGUACCCACGUUUGACGAAGAUGGUUUGGAAGAAAAUGUAGAUUCUCAAAUAUCAAGGGGGGACCAAGACCAUGUCCCUAACACUAACAGUCAUGAAAGUAAAAAGUCAACAGAAAUUUGUUCAAAUGAAAAAAAGAAGAAGAAACCGAACACAGAAGCUGAUAUUGAAAACCUUCUACAAAAUAAAUUACGUGUAAAUGUUAUUGAAGCAAAACCGAAAUGUAAUGAAGAAAAGAAGAAAAGGAAGCAGAAGAAAGAUACAGUCAGUACUACAAAUAUAGACAACAUUGCAGAAAAUGAAGUAUUUACAAAGAAAAAGUCUAAAAAUAAAGUGCCUGUGCUAUCUGAAGAAGAUUUAGUUAAGAACCUAACUAAGAGUAAACGGAAGUUUAAAAAUAUUGUUUCACAAGAUGAAGAAAUUAUGGGAAAUGUGUCUCGAAAGAAGCAGAAGUUAUCAGAAAAUAUUGUACAAAUUGUAAAUACUUCAAAAGACAAAUCUUCCAAGAAAGAGCAAAAAUUAUUACCAAAAAAUACUGUUUCACAAGAUGAAAGUAUUUUAGUUGAACAAGUGUCCAAGAAGAAACAAAAGAAACGAAAAGAACGAAAGGUAAAGAAAACUGUACCCACGUCUGACGAAGAUGGUUUGGAAGGAAAUGUAGAUUCUCAAAUAUCAGGGGAGGACCAAGAACAUGUCCGUAACACUAACAGUCCUGAAAGUAAAAAGUCAACAGAAAUUUGUUCAAAUGAGAAAAAGAAGAAGAAAUCAAACACAGAGGCUGAUAUUGAAAACCCUCUACAAAAUGAAUUACGUGUAAAUGUUAUUGAAGCAAGACCAAAAUUUAAUGAAGAACAGAAGAAAGGGAAGCAGAACAAAAAUUUAGUGGGUAUGGCAAAUAUACACAGCAUUACAGAAAAUGAAGUAUUGGCAAAGAAAAAGUCUAAAAAUAUAGUGUCUGUGCUACUUACAAAUAUAGACAACAUUGCAGAAAAUGAAGUAUUUACAAAGAAAAAGUCUAAAAAUAAAGUGUCUGUGCUAUCUAAAGGAGAUUUAGUUAAGAACCUAACUAAGAGUAAACGGAAGUUUAAAAAUAUUGUUUCACAAGAUGAAGAAAUUGGAGAAAAUGUGUCCCAAAAGAAGCAGAAGUUAUCAGAAAAUAUUGUUUCACAAACUGCAGAUAUUUCAAAAGAGAAAUUAUCCAAGAAAAAACGAAAACUAUUACCAAAAAAUACUGUUUUACAAGAUGAAUGUGUUUCAGUUGAACAAGUGUCCAAGAAGAAGAAAAAAUCGUUGCCAGAAUAUAUUUCAAAAACUCAAGGAAAAUUUGUUAACACAUCUAAUAAAACCAAGCACACUAUUAAUACAGUAUUGGACUCAGUUGAUGAACCUGCACCUGUUAUAUUUUCUAAAACUGGAACCGCAACAUUGAAUAUAGCGGAACGUGUUACUGGUAGCACUACUUCUAAUAAGGACAGGAAAACGAUGAAAGUAGUAGAAAAGGACAUAAAAAUUAAGACCCCAAAACAGAAAUCUAAACAUCAAACUUCGAAAUCUAAACGGAUAGAAGUAUCAAGGAAAAGUAUUAAAUAUCUACCCGAGGAACUUGUUGAGAACCUUGUGGACAGUUCUUUGGAAAUAUUGAAAAAAAGGAAAGUGUCAAAACCUGAGAAACAAUUUGUACCUUCGUGUUCAAUGUUUGAUUCUAAUUUUUCAUUGAGUUCUUAUGGAAGCACAACUAAUUUUAGUGUCACAAAUCUUCAGAAAUUUAAAAAAACCAAAACUGCUAAAGAAGUGCAGUCAUUUAGACAGAAAAUGCUUAUCAGAAAUUCACGUCAACGUGUUUCAACUUACUUAAUGUAUCUAGAGAAGCAAAAAGCGUCGGGUAAAGGAAAGAUUUAA